UUUGUUCAUUGGCAACUUCAACGCAUACACUAUAAAAUGGCCAAAUCUCAUACAAAAUCAGCCAAGAAUCCACCGACUGCUCCUCUUCAGAAACCUCAGGAGGAUACCUUUCUUUGGCAGAUCUUCUACCUUCCAAUUUCCUGAAUUCUUCACCUACAGUUUUUCUUCCUCAACCAGGUGUUUCUUUUUUUCUUUCUUCACUCUUUCCCAGAUCUGAUUCUAUCAUUUUUAUGCUGCAUGCAUUAUUGCUCCUUUAAGCAAUCUGUUGGGUUUUCGGUUACAAUAGCUUCCUCAAGUUUAUUCAAAUCUGAUGAGGUGAUAUUGUGCAUAAUUUUUUGUUGUCGUUAUUGUGGUUGUCGUUGAUAAGAUGGAGAUUUCUGGUGGGAUUUCUCCAAGUAUGAGUUUGGAUCAGUUACAAAAGAAGGGAUCUGAGGAUACCCAGUUGCAGAAUUUUGAGUUGGAAUUAACUGGACAUGGUCAUGGAUAUAAUCAUCAAUUCCAUUCAAUGAAUGCGUUGGAGAUCUUGAGAGAAACCGUGAGGAUUCUUCGGUAUAAUUGCUCUUCGUUUAUGAUAAUUGCUGUUUUGCUUAUUUGUCCAGUAUCUGCCAUUGUCUUAUCAAAUGUAUUUGUUGAUCAGUCUAUAGUUAAGCGACUGACUAUUAGGUUUUUGUUAGUUGUAAAAUCUGGAGGACUCCCAUUGAGGCCUUUUGUCAAACAGUCGUGUCACCAUUUUGCCGAGAUGGUUGUUUCUUCCGCAAUGUGCUUCCCUUUGUUUAUCACAUUGUCUUUGUUAUCCAAAGCUGCAGUAGUUUACUCAGUAGAUUGCACUUAUUCGAGGAAAAAGGUUAAUGUUUCAAAGUUCUGUGUGGUGAUAAGCAAAAUUUGGAGAAGAAUUCUUUCAACGUACUUGUGGGCAUGUAUGAUGAUUGUUGGUUGUGUUACACUGUUCUGUGUUCUUUUGUUAGCUAUCUGUAGUUCAUUCUCAGUAGUUGGUUUUUCACCAGAGUUAAACUUGUAUGCUGCAAUGAUCGUGGGGUUAGCGUUCUCGGUUGUUUUUGCCAAUGCAAUCAUCAUUUGCAACAUUGCCAUUGUGAUCUCUGUGUUGGAGGAUGUUUCAGGGCCACAGGCAUUGCUUCAGUCCAGUAUUUUGAUUAGGGGACAGACACAGGUUGGUCUUCUCAUAUAUCUAGGAUCAACAAUUGGGAUGGCUUUUGUGGAAGGGUUGUUUGAACAUAGAGUGAAGACACUGAGUUAUGGGGAUGGAACUUCAAGAAUUUGGGAAGGUCCUCUUUUAGUGAUUAUGCUUUCAUUUGUGGUGCUCAUCGAUUUGAUGAUGAGUGCAGUUUUCUACUUCAGCUGUAGAUCUUACAGAUUGGAAGCCUCUGAUGCUGAAUCUCAUUCAAUUUUAGAAACAAUUUCAAUUUCUGCUGAAGCAUUGGUUGUUCAAUGACAUGACCUUGUAAAUUGAUUAUCAUGCAAAAAACUUUCUUCAGUCAAUGCGGAUGGAAGCUGCUUGUGGGUAACUGUGAAUUUUGUUGCUGGUUGCGUUCUCUUUCCACUGAUGAGCAACUUCAGUAACCAUUUAUGUUCAAGAGCUUAUAGUUGUCAAUAACAUCAAGCGACUUUCUGGUCUGCUAUAGAAACGUUACUAAAACGCAGGUGGUCAUAUUUUAGAUAUCUAGUGAUCCAUAGACAAGAAAAGGAAAGGAAAGAUGUAUGAAGUUUGAUAAUUACAAGCAGAUGUAAAGAGUGGUACUCGGUGAAGGUACACUUUGGAGAACUAAAGUUAUUUUUUCUUUUCUAUUUAUUUUUCUUGGGUGGAAAUUUAAUUUCUCUGGUCUUUCAUAUUUAGUAUUCUUGUCCUUUGCAUAGUGUCCACUAUUUGCUGGACUUUGUAUGUUUGGCGACUACAAAAUUAUGUCAUCAAAAUGUUGAUGUUGGAUUGUAAUUAGUGUCUCGUAUAAUUAAAUGAAUUUAAGAGUUAUUGACAAUAAUCUGAUGAAAAUUCUUGCACCAAUUGUAAAUGGAAAUUUGCUUAAUUGCAGACC
This is a messenger RNA of Manihot esculenta (cassava), 2048 nucleotides long. RefSeq lists its product as uncharacterized. Lineage: Eukaryota; Viridiplantae; Streptophyta; Magnoliopsida; Malpighiales; Euphorbiaceae. Bases 368 to 1450 code for a protein of 360 amino acids. The record is from RefSeq and is a predicted model, not a curated record. The transcript has a single exon.